Molecule: messenger RNA, 1833 nt
Organism: Cladocopium goreaui
Lineage: Eukaryota; Dinophyceae; Suessiales; Symbiodiniaceae
Source: the annotation of a GenBank genome assembly
AUGGAACCCCAGUGCAAAGGUAAAGGUAAAUGGGCCGACUGGGACCCCAAGGGCUGGGCCAAAGGAAAAAUGUUGAAGGGCCUCAAAGGCUUGAAAGGUAAGUGGAAAGGAUGGACAGGGAUGCCAUGGAACGGGCCUGGCCAAAAAGGGAAAGGAACCAGCCCAUGUGAACCCUUCACCCCACCGACCGUUCCCUCAUCAGUUGGUAGCGAAACGCCCACACCGAGCCCAAGCAAGAUGUCAGAGGCAGCCACACCGCCCACCGCACCUGAGGCACCAAGCCAUGCGAAGCAAACUGACCAUACAGCACCUAGCCAUGAACCAACUGCACCGGAGGCUGAGAAGCAAACCACGCCUGCAGCACCCGAGCCCGACAACAAAACCGAACCAACUCGUGAGGCUGACAAGCAAACCCAACCUGCAGCACGCGAGCCGGAGAACAAAGCCGAACCACCGCCAGCACAACCUGCACUUGAGGCUGAGAAGCAAACUGAGAAGCAAGCCAAACCUACAGCGUCAGAGCCAAAGAAGAAAACCGAACCACUUCCAGCACCAAGCCCUGAGACAGCGACCGGACUCUCAGCCACAGCCGGGAAUCCACCGAAAACCCCGCCUGGGGAUCCCUUCUCGGUUUUGAAAGGCAAAGGUAAGGGGAAGCUCAAGGGUGGAGAAGGAGGAUCUACCGAGGAGCGAUGUGCGUGCUGUGCGCGUGUUUUGCGCAAUCUGUGCAUCGAUGAUCUUUCCCACAAGCCAACACCACCGGCAAGAGCUUUCACUUCUUUGUCCAUGGUUUCUGACGGGGGCGGCCCGGAGAAUAUGUCACCGCUGGGUCAAGUUGGUGACGAUGGACGAGUGAAACGGGCCAUGACCGACCCGAAAGAGUUGGAUGCACUUUGCCCUGGCGAAUCCAAACGCCAGCGUGAAGCUUUGCGUAGAAAAUUGGACAGGGGAGGCCUCCAGCCAGGACUUCUGGAGAAGUUCACCAGUGCCAAGACCAACGCUGAGAAGUUCGAUCUGCUCAAAAUGUUCAUCAUGGACCCAUCUCUGGAGUCCAUCAUGGUAGAGACGCACUUUGUGGAGCAGGCGAAGGAAAAGUCAAAGGGUGAGUGGAUUGAAAAAUCCCUGUGCGACCUGGAGAAGCAAUACAGUAGUCCUGAAGACCGUGAAUGGUUGCUGAACACAAUCGUGAAGAAACAGCCUGGAGUUCCUCACCCGCAGGAUCCUGAGAAUCCCCGACGUCGCCUCUACAAAGUGUUUGAACACUUCAAGCACUCCAGUGAGAGAACCAAAGUUUGCGGAACAAGCAUCACUGCUUCCGCUUCAGUCCCGAAGAACAAAGCGAUGCGGGCGGCUUUGGCUGACCACCUCACAGGAGCACAAGCUGAGUUUGAAACGGCUAGCAAUGCUUUUGUUCCCGAAGGGAGCUGUCCCAAGCCCAAGCCAAAGACAAAACCGACCAAGAAGCAGGUGCUGACCCAAGAGCAGCAAACCAAGAAGGAUUUCGAGAAGGAUCUUGCGCAGCUAAAGACUCUGGCCAACAAGGCCCGUGCAACAGCCCAGUCUUUGACAACUGCCGGUAUCAGCAACCAGGAGGCGGGGCAACAGCUUUUGGUGGUUUCAAUGGUUCAAAAGGUUUCAUACCCAUAUGCACACUGUAAAAACGCGCGUGGAAUCUAUCGUAAGAUUGCAUUCGCCAAGAUGUUCACAUCGAACUAUUAUAUUUAUUUUAUUGUGUAUAUAUAUAUGUUUAGAAUAUAUCAAUAUGUAUAUAUAUAUACACACGUUUAUAUGUACAUGGGUAACUUCAACUUAAACAGUUCUCCUAUACUAUGA